AUGUUCCGUCUCGCCCUCCGCGCAGCCCCCCGCUUCGUCGCCACCCAGCGCGUCGCCGUCACCACCCCCCUGGCCGCCCGCGCCUACUCGGCCGCCGCCCUCUCCACCGCCGACGUCACCUCGCGCGUCCUCGACGUCCUCAAGUCGUUUGAGAAGGUCGACGCCGGCAAGCUCACCGCCACCGCCUCGUUCACCACCGACCUUGGCCUCGACUCGCUCGACGCCGUCGAGGUCGUCAUGGCCAUCGAGGAGGAGUUCGCCAUUGAGAUCCCCGACGCCGAGGCCGACGCCAUCAACUCGGUUGACCAGGCGAUCGAGUACGUCGUCAAGGUUAGUACUGUGACCGGCGUCCGCCGCCGCCGAAAGCUAGUGUUGUGA
Apiotrichum porosum is the source of this 378-nucleotide messenger RNA. It is a transcript of the gene MTACP2, whose product is annotated as Acyl carrier protein 2, mitochondrial. The coding region runs from base 1 to 378 and encodes 125 amino acids. NCBI's taxonomy places the organism in Eukaryota, Fungi, Basidiomycota, Tremellomycetes, Trichosporonales, Trichosporonaceae. Gene Ontology annotation, molecular function: acyl carrier activity; acyl binding. The transcript has 3 exons. The record is from RefSeq and is a predicted model, not a curated record. Gene Ontology annotation, biological process: fatty acid biosynthetic process. Gene Ontology annotation, cellular component: mitochondrion.